Messenger RNA from Harpegnathos saltator (Jerdon's jumping ant), 931 nucleotides. RefSeq lists its product as uncharacterized. NCBI's taxonomy places the organism in Eukaryota, Metazoa, Arthropoda, Insecta, Hymenoptera, Formicidae. The transcript has a single exon. The record is from RefSeq and is a predicted model, not a curated record. Bases 198 to 527 code for a protein of 109 amino acids.
UCAAACGACAAAAUAAUUCGAUAAUUCGCUGUUGGAAAUCGAAUAUAAUAACGAGGUGGCGGUGGAUGCGCCACUUUAUUGUGAUGAAUUGAUGAUAAAGCUGAGGGUGAUCACGCACGUUGCAGGAUCGCAUCUUUGACGUGAUUGACCUGAACGCCGAGAUUGAGAAGGCUAAGAACACGCUGGAGGCCGCGGAGAUGGCGUUCCAGCGGCAUGCGACCAAGUUCGACAAUCAAGAGGACGACGAGCAGACGAUGUCGUUAGCGCAGAAGCUCGACAGAACGCGUAAAAUCGCCAAUGCGGAGCUGGUGCCGGAGAAGCUGAAGGUCAAGCCUAUCGUGGCCAAAUGGAUCAAGGUGUCGGCCAACGAGAAACCGGAAGCAACGGCUGAAGCAAUGCAGACCGGGAGACAACGCAGAAUUAACUCGUUGAUCGAUACCAGCGAAAUUGCCGAUCCGUUGGAGUCACUCGCGAUGCAGCCGAUGAAACGGAGAUUCUUGAAGAGGAAGAAGAGCGUCUCGUUUUAAGAGCCGUCGUCGCGACGUGGAAACACACAUAGUUGCAAUGCGAAAAUCGCGAGGAUAUUUUCUAACGACUAUAAUCGUGUCAUCUUAUCCAUUUAAUUCAAAUGUCAUUUAAUCGUAUUCAUACUCCUUCAGUUAUAUCUCUAUUCGGUUAUACAUACGAUGUUCUUAUGUUAUCUUGAGACUAUAUUCAAUGAAAAUAUGUCGUUAUCGUUCGUUACAAGCGUAUACCUUGAUAGAAAUGAAUUGCUAUGUAUUUAAUAUCGAGUACUAUUAAAUAAAAUCAGGAAAGACUAUCGGAGGAUUUGCGACUAUUAAUUCGGAAAUUUAUAUCCUAGAAUUUUCCCUGCAAGUUCUCGCUCGGGUAACAUACGUCGAACGUUAAUUUAGUGGGAGAAACACGCGGU